Molecule: messenger RNA, 1371 nt
Organism: Aspergillus affinis
Lineage: Eukaryota; Fungi; Ascomycota; Eurotiomycetes; Eurotiales; Aspergillaceae
Product: CorA family magnesium transporter
Exons: 1
Coding region: 1-1371 (456 amino acids)
Biological process (GO): mitochondrial magnesium ion transmembrane transport
Cellular component (GO): mitochondrial inner membrane
Molecular function (GO): magnesium ion transmembrane transporter activity
Source: RefSeq, a predicted model, not a curated record
AUGAACCCCUUGCGCCUCUCCUCCAGUUGCACGCGCCCAUUGACCCGAAAUCUCUCGUCAUGUCUCCGUGGCGCUCCCCCCCGCAUUCAGCCUUACCACCGAUCCGCGGGCGUGGCAUUGCGAUGGUAUCCAUUCCGGCGGCCCACUCUAGGCACUACCAUUACAACUAUACCGAAAUACACUACAUCCAUCAACACGUCCCAGUCCCGAUCUGUCCACAAUAUCAAUGCCACGGAGACGUCCGGGUCAAGUCUCACACAUGAGAAACGCGAGAAUGCCACACAGGCAGAGCAGCUAUACGAGCUCUCGCUCGGACUCUCCCGUACCCCAGCAAACGGCAACGUCGAGAUGCAAACGACCAUCUACAACGCCGAAGGAACGUCUACGACACCUACGCAACUCAAGCUCACGAAACUGGACAUCGCGCAGCAGUAUGGUCUCAGCGCGCGCGAUCUCCGCGCCAUGGACCUCCCGACGGACGGGUUCCCGCAUAUCUUGAUCCGCGAGUCGACGAUGCUGAUUCAUCUGUUUAAUCUGCGAUUGCUGGUGCAGGCUGAUCGGAUGCUUUUGUUUCAUGUUGAUGGACAGGGACAGGGUCAAACUCAAGGGAAAGGGCCAUCAUCGAUAGAUAACACGACGCGCGUAUUCACACACGACCUUACCGGUAAACUGCGCGGAGAUCGCGGGCUCGGGGUAUCGACGCGACUGCCGUACGAGCUACGGGUGCUAGAGGCGGCGUUGGCGGCGACGACGUCGACGCUGGAGGCAGAGUAUGUGCUUGCGAAGGAGCGGGCGGUGCAGGCGCUACGGACGCUGGAUGUACAGAUGCAGGACAAGGAGGAAAGCGUGAUCCACUCUGAUCUGCGGGAGCUGUUGGAUCUGGUACGGCGGCUAGCAGGCAUCGAGCAGCGGGCCAGACAUGUGCGCAGUGCGGUGCAGGAGGUGCUGAACGAGGACGAGGAUAUGGCGGCGAUGCACCUGACAGAUAAGAAGGCGGGGAUGCCGCAUCGGAUGGAGGAUCAUCAGGAUGUGGAGUACCUGCUGGAAGCGUACUAUAAGGCGAGUGAUCGGGUGGUGCAGGAGACGGGGAGUCUGAUGCGGAAUAUCCAGCAGACGGAGCAGACCAUUCAGUCGAUUCUGGACGUGCGGAGGAACCAGAUCAUGGUGCUCGAGGCGAAGGUCGAGAUCUGCAUGCUGGGGCUUGCGGCUGCGACCCUAGUGGCGGGUCUGUAUGGCAUGAACGUGCCGAAUUACUGGGAGGAGAUGAGCUGGGCGUUUGGACUGCUCGUCUCGGUCUGCCUGCUGGGCACGGUUGGGAUCUCGCGAUAUGGUAUGCGCCAGCUGCGGCGGGUUCAGAGGGUUCAUUUAUAG